AUGUUCAAGUGGGAGAAGAACUUCCCUCCGUUGAUCACUAAGCUGUCAUUCAGUCAGGAGAUUAUGAUACAAAAUCACCCUUCUUGCCCUGGUAUCUCCCCCUAUGACAGCAACUGUCCCUCGAAAAAGGUAUACCGACACAAUAACUGGCCAAUCGGGCUGUUGUCCUCUCGGGCUAUCUAUCAACCCGCGGACUGUGUCCCGGGAACCCCAACUACCAACAACCCGACUUGCCCAGCCGACGAUGGGAAACUCUAUGUUAAGAAUGGGCUUUCGUACAAAGUGUACUGCGAUUUGGUUUUGCUUAUGUGGUUGACGCUAAGGCAUGUGCGGAUCUAUGUGCCUCUAAGCCUGCGUGUGAAGAUGCAACGUAUCGUUCAUCUGAUAAAGGACAAAAUCCUGGGGCCGAAUUACAAAGGUACUCCUUUGCCAGGAGCCAUUGUAUUAGCUAAGCAGUAA
This is a messenger RNA of Penicillium arizonense, 459 nucleotides long. RefSeq lists its product as uncharacterized. Bases 1 to 459 code for a protein of 152 amino acids. The transcript has 4 exons. NCBI's taxonomy places the organism in Eukaryota, Fungi, Ascomycota, Eurotiomycetes, Eurotiales, Aspergillaceae. The record is from RefSeq and is a predicted model, not a curated record.